AUGGCGUCGCACCAGAUGACCGCCGACGAUGGCGCUGCCGGUGCUGCUGCGACACAACAGCCCCAGGCGGUCCCCGCUCCGCCAAUCGCCUCGGCCGACCUUGCACCCACUGCCGCAGCCGCAACGGCCCAACACACCUCCAGCGGCUCGUCGCCAGUCCAGGAGACCCGAGACGUCUCGUCCGCCGAGGCCUCGCCCGAGAUGCCCCCGCUACAAAAGACGACGACCGGCAGGAGCGCCAACCGCAUCCCCCUGGCCUCGCUCGACCCAGAGGGCACGGCGGAGCUCACACGCAUGCUCUCCCAGAACUCGGCAAAGGCCCGCUCCCGGCAAGACGUCUCGGGCGCCGUCGAAGAGGGCCACACGGCCAACCCGUUCGACACCGAGGGCAACUUUGACCUCGAGUUUUUCCUCCAGGAGAUGCUCGGCCGCAGCAACGAGCGCGGCCUCGAGAGGCGCGAGAUGGGCCUCGUCUGGAAGAACCUCACCGUCACGGGCACCGGCUCGGGCGUCGCCCUCAACACGUCGGUCGGCAGCCUGCUCCUUUCGCCCUUCCGGGCGCUCAAAAACAUCCAGAGCCUCCUCCAUCCGCCCGUCAAGACGAUCCUCGACGACUUCGAGGGCUGCGUCAAGCCCGGCGAGAUGCUCCUCGUCCUCGGCCGACCGGGCGCCGGCUGCACCAGCUUCCUCAAGACGAUCGCCUCGUACCGCGACGGCUUCCGCUCCAUCGACGGCACGCUCCUCUACGAGGGCAUGGACCACUCGGUCAUCGACAAGAAGCUCCGCGGAGACGUCGUCUACUGCCCCGAGGACGACGUCCACUUCCCCACCCUGACCGUCAACCAGACUCUCACCUUUGCCGCCGCGACCCGCGCCCCCCAGGCCAAGCGCCGCCUUGGCCUCUACGACCGCGAGGGCGAGAACGCGUCGCGCAGCACCUACAUCAAGACGACCGUCGAGGUUCUCGCCACCAUCCUGGGCCUCCGCCACACCUACAACACAAAGGUGGGCAACGACCUCAUCCGCGGCGUCUCGGGAGGCGAGAGGAAGCGUGUCAGCGUCGCCGAGACGCUCGCCGCCCGCGCCAAGGUGGUGCUGUUCGACAACUCGAGCCGCGGCCUCGACUCGAGCACCGCCCUCGAGUUUGUCAAGUCGCUCCGGAUCGGCACCGACCUGGUCAACAUGACGACGGUGGCGUCCAUCUACCAGGCCGGAGAGGGCCUCACGCAGCUGUUUGACAAGGUGCUCGUCAUCAACGAGGGCAAGCAGGUCUACUUUGGCCCCACGUCCGAGGCGCCCGAGUACUUCCGCGAGAUGGGCUACCAGCCGCACAACCGCCAGACGACGGCCGACUUCCUCGUCGCGUGCACCGACGCCCACGGCCGCGAGACGCGCGAGGGCUACGAGGGCAGGGCGCCGCGCACCGCCGACGAGAUGGCCCGGUACUGGCGAGAGUCAAGGCAGGGCCAGGCCAACCGGCGCGAGGUCGAAGAGUACCUCGAGCAGCGAAAGGCCAGCAAGGACGACGAGGCCGUCCGGCGCUACAAGGAGGUCGCCCGCGAGGACAAGGCCCAGCACACGCGCACCGGCAGCGCCUACCUCAUCAGCCUGCCCAUGCAGGUCCGCCUCGCCAUCAAGCGCCGCGCCCAGAUUGUCUGGGGCGACCUCGCCACCCAGAUCAUCAUGUCGCUCGCCGCCAUCUUCCAGGCCCUCAUCACCGGAUCCGUCUUCUUCCAGAUCGCCAACAACACGUCGGGCUUCUUCAGCCGAGGCGGUGUCAUCUUCUUCGCAUUGCUCUACAACUCGUUCACGGCCAUGAGCGAGAUCACGGCCGGCUACGCCCAGCGACCCAUCGUCAUCCGCCACCGGCGCUUCGCCAUGAUCCACCCAGCCGCCGACGCCAUCGCCAACACGUUGCUCGACUUCCCCAUCCGCAUCGUGACGCUGACGCUGUUCGACGUCAUCAUCUACUUUAUGACGGGCCUGGCCGUCUCGGCGGACCAGUUCUUCAUCUUCUGGGCCUUCACGGCGCUCAUCACGUUUACCAUGGUCGCCUUCUUCCGCAUGCUCGCCGCCGUGUGCCGCUCCGAGAGCACGGCGACCAUGAUCGGAGGUCUGGCCGUCAUCGACAUGGCGCUCUACGCCGGCUACGUGAUCCCGCGCCCCUCGAUGGUCGUCUGGUGGAAGUGGCUCUCGUACAGCAACCCGGUCGCGUUCGGCUUCGAGGCGCUGCUGGCCAACGAGUUCCGCCGGCUCAACGUGCCCUGCGCCACCUUCCUGCCCGCCGGCCCAGCGUACGCCAACGUGCCCGCCGCCAACCGCGUCUGCCCCGUCGCAUCGGCCGCGCCCGGACAGGAGAUCAUCAACGGUUCCGCCUACCUUGAGGCGUCGUACGGCUACCGCUGGGCCAACGCCGGGCGUAAUGCGGCCAUCAUCGCCGGCUUCUGGGUCUUUUUCCUCAUCGUCUACGUCGCCGCGACCGAGAUGCAAAAGGACCCGAGCGCGUCGGGCGGAGUCAUGGUCUUCAAGCGCGGCCGCGCUCCCAAGGGCGUCGUCGAGGCGGCCAAGGUCAGCGGCGACCUCGAAGAGGCGGAAAAGGAGGGCAAGGUCGACACCCGGCCGGCCGCUGCCGCCGACGAUGCCGACGAAGGGCUGGACGAGGAGCAGCAGAGGGAGGCCGCGGGCAAGCUCGACUCGUCCGACUCGGUCUUCAGCUGGCGCGACGUCAACUACGACGUGCUCAUCAAGGGCAGCCCGCGCCGCCUGCUCAACAACGUCUCGGGCUACGUCGCGCCGGGCAAGAUGACGGCGCUCAUGGGCGAGUCGGGCGCCGGCAAGACGACGCUGCUCAAUGUCCUGGCGCAGCGCACCGACACGGGCGUCGUCCAGGGCCUCUUCCAGGUCGACGGCAAGCCGCUGCCCAGGUCGUUCCAGGCGGCGACGGGCUACUGCCAGCAGCAGGACGUCCACCUCGAGUCGCAGACGGUGCGCGAGGCGCUCCAGUUCUCCGCCCUCCUCCGCCAGCCGCGCGAGGUGCCCGAGCAGGAGAAGCUCGACUACGUCGAAAACGUCAUCCGCCUCCUCGAGAUGGAGUCGUGGGCCGAGGCCAUGGUCGGCAACGUCGGCGAAGGGCUCAACGUCGAGCAGCGCAAGCGCCUCACGAUCGGCGUCGAGCUCGCCGCCAAGCCCAAGCUGCUGCUCUUCCUCGACGAGCCCACGUCGGGCCUCGACGCCAUGGCGGCGUGGUCGAUUGUGCGCUUCCUGCGCAAGCUGGCCGACGCCGGCCAGGCCAUCCUGUGCACCAUCCACCAGCCCUCGGGCGAGCUCUUCAACCAGUUCGACCGGCUGCUGCUGCUCCAAAAGGGCGGCAAGACGGUCUACUUUGGCGACAUCGGCAAGAACUCGCAGAAGCUGCUCGACUACUUUGGCAAGCGCUCGGGCACCGCCUGCGGCGAGGACGACAACCCGGCCGAGUACAUCCUCGACGUGAUCGGCGCCGGCGCCACGGCGACGACCAAGCACGACUGGCACCAGCUCUUCCUCGAGUCGGAGCUCAAGCAGGAGCUCAACGCCGACCUGGAGCGCGUCGAGUCGUCGACGCGGCGCGAGGGCGCCAAGCUGUCGGACGAGGACGAGGCGGCCGUCAACCGCGAGUUUGCGGCGCCCCUCUCGAUGCAGGCGCGGCUCGUCGUCCGGCGCAACUUUGUCCACUACUGGCGCACGCCCGUCUACGUCGGCAGCAAGCUGGCGCUCAACAUCAUCGGCGGCCUCUUUAUCGGCUCGUCGUUCUGGAACCAGGGCGCGCUCGUGUCGACGGCGUCGCUGCAGAACAAGAUCUUUGCCAUGUUCAUGGCCCUCGUCCUCUCGACAUCGCUCUCGCAGCAGCUGCAGCCCGUCUUUAUCAUGUUCCGCGGCAUCUUUGAGGCGCGCGAGCGCCCGAGCAAGAUGUACAGCUGGGUGGUGGCCGUCUGGGCCGCGCUCCUCGUCGAGAUCCCGUGGAACCUGCUGGGCGGCACCCUCUUCUGGGCGUCGUGGUACUGGAUGGCCGGCUUCCCCUCGGACGGCAAGACGUCGGCCACCAUCUGGGGCUUCUACAUGCUGUUCCAGAUCUACUUCCAGACGUUUGCCGCCGCCAUCGCCGCCAUGGCCGCCAACGCCAUGGUGGCCUCGAUCCUCUUCUCGACCCUCUUCAGCUUCGUCAUCGUCUUCUGCGGCGUCGUCCAGCCGCCCAGCGCGCUGCCCUACUUCUGGCGCGUCUGGAUGUUCAAGCUGUCGCCUUUCACCUACCUCAUCGAGGGCAUGCUCGGCAGCGUUCUCGGCGGCCGGCCGGUGCGGUGCAGCCCGGGCGAGUUCAACACCAUCGUGCCUCCCGCCGGCCAGGACUGCGCCGCCUACCUGGGCCAGUUCACGACGAGCCUCGACGGGCCCAACCUGGGCACGGGCUACUUCGAGCAGGCCGCCGACGGCACCUGCAGCUACUGCAACUACCGCGUCGGCGACGACUACCUCGAGUCGCUCACGUUUUCCGCGUCGCACAUCUACCGCAACAUGGGCAUCAUCUGCGCCUACAUCGCCUUUAACGUGGCGCUCUGCUUUAGCCUCUUCUACCUCUUCCGCAUCUGGAACCCCAAGGGCAAAAAGGCCCAGAAGGCCAGCAGCAAGGCCAAGCCGAUCCAGGAAAAGGCCGAGCAGGCCGUCAACGAGACCAGCAGGCAGGCCCAGGGCGCCCCGCACAGCGAGAAGAUGAACGAACAGCUGCCCACCAGCAACCUCGUCGGCGGCGGCCAGGGCGUCCAGCAGGACGUCAAGCGAUCCUGA
This is a messenger RNA of Pseudozyma flocculosa PF-1, 4818 nucleotides long. RefSeq lists its product as uncharacterized. The transcript is spliced from 2 exons. Gene Ontology annotation, molecular function: ATP hydrolysis activity; ATP binding; ABC-type transporter activity. Gene Ontology annotation, cellular component: membrane. Lineage: Eukaryota; Fungi; Basidiomycota; Ustilaginomycetes; Ustilaginales; Ustilaginaceae. Gene Ontology annotation, biological process: transmembrane transport. Bases 1 to 4818 code for a protein of 1605 amino acids. The record is from RefSeq and is a predicted model, not a curated record.